Molecule: messenger RNA, 6935 nt
Organism: Brassicogethes aeneus
Lineage: Eukaryota; Metazoa; Arthropoda; Insecta; Coleoptera; Nitidulidae
Source: the annotation of a GenBank genome assembly
AAUUUAUUCGAGUCCGAUCGCAGAAUACGCCGGUGCUAUUCUGAUUUUGAAGCAGUGUUCCUCGACUAUAUUUUUCUAAUAAUAGAAAUCUCCCCCUUGAAGUUAAACAAAAUUACCCUUUCCUCUUAAAGUUUAUUGUUGUUAAAAAAAUUGUUUCUGAAAAAUUGUAGUUCUGUUACACCCCAGUGCAACUAAAAUUUGCUAGUGGUUAAAUGGCUGAAGCGUGGCAGGGUCCGUCUAAGCAGGGCUUGUACGACCCUCAGUUCGAAAAGGAGGCGUGCGGUGUCGGUUUCAUCGUUGCCAUCGACGGCAAGAGGUGCCACAAGAUCGUGCGCGAUGCCCAGCGUCUCGCUAUUUCUAUGAACCAUCGUGGCGCGUGCGCCUGCGACAACGACACCGGGGACGGAGCUGGCGUCCUUACCGCCAUACCACAUGAUUACUACUAUGCCAAACUCAAGGAUGAGCAAAAUAUCGAACUUCCCCCGUUCGGAGAAUACGCCACCGGCAUCUUCUUCUUGGACAAACUUCAUCACCAGGAGUCCGAAACAAAAUUCGCCGCUUUGGCAGAGGAGCUGGGUAUGUCAGUGUUGGCGUGGCGUACCGUACCAACCAACAAUACCGCCAUAGGUACGGUCGCUAAAAACUCUGAACCAUUUAUGAGACAGGAAUUGGACAAGAAAUUCUUCGUCCUCCGCAAACGUGCAAGCCAUGUAAUCCCAGCUCCAGGUAAAAGGUUCUACAUUUGCUCUUUGAGUCGUAGAACAGUGGUAUACAAGGGUCAACUGACGUCAGAUCAGCUAUGGACCUAUUUCCCGGACCUUGCCGAUCCAGCGUAUGACACUUACUUGGCGUUGGUGCAUACCAGGUUCUCUACAAACACUUUCCCCAGUUGGGAGAGGGCUCAUCCUUUAAGGAUGUUGGCACACAACGGAGAAAUUAACACGUUAAGAGGAAAUGUAAACUACAUGAAGGCCCGGGAGGGUGUGAUGAAGAAUGAAAGCUUCGGCGACAACCUCAAGAAUCUAUAUCCUGUAGUAGAACCAAAUUUAUCUGACAGUGGUUCCGCUGAUUGUGUACUGGAAUUCUUAGUUCAUGCUGGAAACAGAAAUCUUCCAGAGGCUGUUAUGACAAUGGUGCCAGAAGCAUGGCAGAACGACCCGACAAUGUCCGAAGAAAAACGCGACUAUUACCACUGGGCCGCUUGUACCAUGGAACCAUGGGAUGGUCCAGCCUUAAUUUCCUUCACAGACGGAAGGUUCAUUGGAGCAACUUUGGAUCGUAAUGGUUUGCGUCCCUCAAGGUUCUAUAUUACCAGCGAUAACAUUAUGGUUAUGGCCAGCGAGGUUGGCGUUUAUGACGUGGAUCCAGCUAAAGUAACCCUAAAAAGUCGCCUAAAACCUGGAAGAAUGUUGUUGGUGGACACCCAAGAAAAAACUGUAAUCCAGGACAUUGAGCUGAAAUCCAAAAUAGCUCAAUCCAGACCACACUCUCAAUGGCUUAAAGAACAGAUCACCAUGGACGAAUUACGAAAAGCCCAUUUGGACGCUGGUAGAGCACCAAAACCAAAAUAUGAACCAAGUGGAUUGGUCGACAAAAGAUUACCUUUAUAUGGAUAUUCCACAGAAACCAUCCAUAUGCUUCUUUUACCAAUGAUCAACAAUAAGAAAGAGGCUUUAGGUAGUAUGGGUAACGACGUCCCCUUAGCUUGUCUCUCAAGCUUUGCUCCACUUCCCUAUGAAUACUUUAAACAACUAUUUGCCCAAGUAACCAACCCACCGAUUGAUCCUUUCAGAGAAAAGGUGGUAAUGUCUCUUCACUGCCCAAUCGGUCCUGAGGCCAAUAUUCUUCAACCAAGCCCCAAACAAGUCCACAGACUUUGGCUUAAAAACCCCGUAAUUUCCAUCGCUGAUUUGGACGUUCUAAAACAGACCUCACACAGAGAAUGGAGCUCACAUAUUAUUGAUGUCAGUUUUCCUGCAUCUAUGGGUACUGCUGGUUACAUCAAUAAGUUGCAAUCGAUUUGCGAGGAGGCAGAAAAAGCCAGUGAAAACAAACAAAUUAUCAUCUUGUCUGACAGAAAGGGCGGUCAAGAUAGAGUUCCUAUAAGUAGUCUGUUGGCGUUGGGUGCAACUCACCACCACUUAAUUGAAACUAGGAACCGCGCUAAGGUUGCUUUGGUGUUGGAAACUGCAGAAGCCCGUGAGGUUCACCAUAUCUGCGUAUUGUUAGGUUAUGGAGCCGAUGCUAUAUGCCCAUAUUUGGCUUUGGAGUUGGCUUCAAGUUUACGCGACCAAGGUAUUUUGGAUACCUCCCUUACCGAUGAGGUGAUUUUCCAGAAUUACGCUCAAGCAAUGCAGACGGGUAUCAACAAAGUAAUGGCUAAAAUGGGUAUUUCUACCUUGCAAUCUUACAAAGCUGCACAGAUAUUCGAAGCUGUUGGUCUAGCUGAAGAUUUAGUCGAUAAAUGCUUUAAAGGAACCCCAUCAAGACUUGGUGGUGUUACCUUAGAGCUUAUGGCAGCCGAGGCCCUAGAGCGACAUCAAAAUGCCUUCAGACUGUCUGUUGAUAAUUUAAUUCUCCGCGAUAACGGAAACUAUCACUGGAGGGCCGGUGGAGAAAAACAUCUUAACGAACCUGCAAGUAUUGCUGCUCUUCAGGAGUCAGCCGUGAAUAAGAACCAAGGCGCAUACGAGAAGUUUAGAGAAUCCACAAUGGAAUCUGUAAGAAAUUGCAUGCUAAGAGGACGAUUGGAUUUAAGAACAUUAGAUCAGCCAUUGCCAUUGGAUGAAGUGGAACCUGCUACCGAGAUUGUAAAGAGGUUUGUCACUGGUGCUAUGAGUUUUGGUUCUAUUAGCUUGGAGGCGCAUCAAACUUUGGCGCAAGCUAUGAAUAAAGUUGGAGGUAAAAGCAAUACAGGUGAGGGCGGAGAAGACCCUGAACGUUACUUGGAUAGCGAUAAACGUUCGGCAAUUAAACAGGUUGCUUCUGGUCGUUUUGGUGUAACUUCGUCCUAUUUGGCUCACGCUGAUGAUCUGCAAAUUAAAAUGGCUCAGGGUGCAAAACCGGGAGAAGGAGGAGAGCUACCAGGGUAUAAAGUAACCCCUGAUAUCGCCAAAACUCGUCAUUCUGUAGCUGGUGUAGGUCUAAUUUCUCCACCACCUCAUCACGAUAUCUACUCUAUUGAAGAUUUAGCAGAGCUGAUAUACGAUUUAAAAUGCGCCAAUCCGAAAGCAAGAAUUUCAGUAAAGCUCGUGUCGGAAGUUGGUGUCGGUGUAGUGGCCUCGGGAGUUGCUAAAGGCAAGGCAGAACACAUUGUCGUCUCUGGCCAUGAUGGCGGUACCGGAGCCAGUUCCUGGACCGGUAUUAAGAACGCCGGUUUACCGUGGGAACUUGGAAUCGCCGAAACCCAUCAAGUAUUAACUUUGAACAACUUAAGAUCCAGAAUUGUCUUACAAGCUGAUGGUCAAAUAAGAACAGGCUUCGAUGUGGUUGUGGCCGCUAUUUUGGGAGCGGAUGAAAUCGGUUUCAGUACCGCUCCAUUGAUUGUAAUGGGCUGCACCAUGAUGCGCAAAUGUCACUUGAAUACUUGUCCGGUUGGUAUUGCAACGCAAGAUCCUAUAUUGCGUAAGAAAUUUACCGGACAACCAGAACACGUUAUUAACUACAUGUUUAUGCUUGCCGAGGAAGUUAGAGGUCACAUGUCCAAACUUGGUAUAAAAACCUACCAAGAACUUAUUGGUCGUACGGAUCUACUUAAAGUUAUUGAAACUGGAACACCGAAAGCUAGGAUGUUGAACUUGAAUUUAAUUCUGCAAAAUGCAUUGCAUAUGCGUCCAGGAGUUAACAUUAAGGGUGGUUCUGAGUCACAAGAUUUCUUGUUGGAACAAAGAUUAGAUAAUACGGUGAUUGAAAAAGCUAAGGCUGUUAUUGAAGGAACGCAGAAAACUGUUGAUAUGGAGUUGAAGAUCCAUAACGAAUGCAGAGCUUUUGCUUCUACUUUAAGCUACCACAUUUCUUGUAAAUAUAACGAAGAUGGUCUGCCCGAUGACCGCAAAAUCACCAUCAAACUAACAGGUUCUGCUGGUCAGAGUUUCUGCGCCUUUUUGGCUAAGGGUGUGUCUGUUACAUUGGAAGGAGAUGCUAACGAUUACGUCGGUAAAGGUUUAUCAGGCGGUCAAAUCGUGAUUUAUCCUCCAAAAUGCUCCCCCUUUGAGUCCCACUUGAACGUAAUUGUGGGUAACGUUUGCCUAUACGGAGCCACGUCCGGUAGGGCUUACAUGAGAGGAAUAGCCUCUGAGCGUUUUGCUGUUAGAAAUUCUGGUGCUAUAGCCGUUGUAGAGGGCGUUGGAGACCAUGGCUGUGAAUACAUGACCGGGGGAGUGGUGCUUAUCUUGGGUUUGACUGGCCGUAACUUUGCUGCCGGUAUGUCUGGGGGUAUCGCGUACGUCUGGGAUAUCGAUGGUAAGUUUUCCACCAAAUGCAAUCCUGAAAUGGUAGAGCUUUGCAAGUUGGAGGAUAAAGAAGAUGUUUUGCUUGUUAAGCAAUUGUUGAAGGAGUUUAUUGAUUUAACUGGUAGUGUUGUUGCGGAAGAACUUUUUAAAAACUUUGACACUAAGAUGAGGGAGUUUGUUAAAGUAUUCCCCUAUGAAUACCAGAAAGCUUUGAAACAAAAGACUGUCGAGACACCUGUUGUUGCCAACAAUGAAUCAAAGAUUCAAGAUAUUGAGGACACUGUGGGUGAUGUAUCUCAGGAGCAAAAGAAGGCCGAAAGAGCAUUAGAUAAAACCAAAGGAUUUAUGAAAUACCAAAGAGAAACCGGAAUGUACAGACCAGCUGAGAAACGUAUGAAAGACUGGGAUGAAAUCUAUAAUUUUGGUCAUGUUCGCAAAGGUUUGAGAGUGCAGGCUGCAAGAUGCAUGGAGUGUGGUGUGCCAUUUUGCCAGUCCAAUUCACAUGGAUGCCCAUUGGGUAACAUUAUUCCCAAAUGGAACUUAUUGAUCUUCCAGAAUCAGUGGAGACAAGCUUUGCACCACUUGCUACAAACCAACAACUUCCCUGAGUUUACAGGUAGAGUAUGUCCAGCCCCUUGCGAGGCUGCAUGCGUAUUGGGCAUUUCUGAACCAGCCGUUACCAUUAAGAAUAUUGAGUGUGCCAUAAUUGACCACGCCUUUGAGAAUGGCUGGAUCGUACCGCAAUUACCUCCUCUUCGUACGGGUAAGCGUGUAGCCGUUGUCGGUUCAGGACCAGCCGGUUUGGCUUGCGCAGCUCAACUCAACAAAGCUGGACACAACGUUGUCGUAUUCGAGAGAAACGAUAGAAUCGGUGGAUUGUUGCAAUAUGGUAUUCCCACCAUGAAACUUAGUAAGAGUGUAGUACAAAGACGCGUUGACCUCUUGGCUGCGGAAGGUAUUGAAUUCAAAACCAACGUAAACGUGGGUAAGGAUAUUUCCGCUAAAGAAUUAAGCGAAGAGUACGAUGCUGUGGUACUUUGCACUGGGGCUACUUGGCCUAGAGACUUGCCGCUACCCGGUAGACAACUGGGCGGCAUUCACUUUGCCAUGGAGUUCUUAGAGGGAUGGCAGAAGAAGCAGCUGGGAGGCAACAACGACGGUCCGCACGCCAAAGACAAAAAUGUGAUAAUUAUUGGAGGAGGAGACACAGGCUGUGAUUGUAUAGCAACUUCGUUGAGACACGGCGCUUCGUCCAUCACAACCUUCGAAAUACUGCCGGAACCGGGACCAAAACGUACACAGGACAACCCGUGGCCGCAAUGGCCCAGGAUCUUCCGCGUCGACUACGGGCACGAGGAAGUCAAGGUCCGCUUUGGAGGCGAUCCGAGAGUCUUUAGUGUCAUGACGCAGGAGUUUUUGGACGAUGGUAAAGGUCACGUGAGCGGAGUCAAGACAGUCAACGUGGAAUGGACGAAAGAUGACGCCGGCAGAUGGCAGAUGAACCAAGUGCCUGGAACCGAAAAGGUGUUCCCUGCUGAUCUGGUUCUACUCGCCAUGGGCUUCCUUGGACCCGAAAGGGCCAUUGGAGACCAACUGGAACUUACGCUUGAUGCCAGAUCGAACUUCAAUACCAAAGAAUACCAAACCAACUUAUCCAACGUUUUUGCUGCUGGCGAUUGUCGUCGUGGUCAAUCUCUUGUGGUCUGGGCAAUUUCCGAAGGAAGACAGGCGGCUAGAAAGGUGGACGAGUUCCUGAACAAGGGCAACACUUCUCUUCCAGGACCUGGCGGUAUUAUACAGCCUUCUGUGCAACCCAUUCCUUGUCCAGUUUGAAUUGCCAACACCGUACAAUUAAAAUGCCCGUUAUAGAAAAAUCAAAACCUUUUAUUGUUAUGUUGCAGAUUCAUAUGUUUAUGUAUGUAUGUUAUGAUGAUAUCUAAUAUGAAGUACACUUAAAAGCAACAUAUCCAUCCUUAAUUGGGUUCUUUGAUUUUGCAUUAACUAAAUAAAUAUGUAUUGAAUCGAGUUGAUGUAGCCUUAGUUAAAAAGACAAUAACUUAUUUCAUGUGAUUGUUAAGAAAAAAUUAGAAAAUGCCAUAUGGAAUUUUUGGAGAUGUUUUAUAGAAAAUAUGUAAUAAAGUCUAAAAAUAUUUUUGAAUUGCAUCCAUAUUAAGCAAAAAACCAUUGUUUAUAUGAUAGGAAAGUUGAUGUUUAAAUACCUGUUAUUAAGUGUUUUAAAUAAUUUAUUGCCGAAUGCAAAUGGUACUUAGGUUGAAAAAUCUUUGGAGUUGUAUAUAUUUUAUAUUUUUGUUUUUGGUAGCAAUUAUGUUUAUUGUUAUUUUUAUACAGCUACUCUAAUAUUUUGUUAUGUCUGUUUUAAGACUAUUUUUGCUAUAUUAAAUGAUGAUAUAUUUAAUGUUGCACGAUUAACGCAAUCGUAUUGUAGUCAAUAUUAUUCAAUAAAUAGAUGUUGUUACAGCAAAA